AUAAUGCAUUAAAAUUGUAACAGAUCUAAAACAGCGAACUUCUUGAUCAAAUAUAACCCAAGAAAAAACACGCACAAAAAAGGGAAAAAAAAAAAAUUACAAUCAUUUUUUUUCGAUUGAAUCGAGCAACGUUUUUCUUCGAAAUUCUAGGGGCGAUUCUUGUUCUGGAAAUGAAGACAACGUUUUGUUCGUUUGUGGGAAAUGGGUAUCGGUCUAUGGCUGUAAUUGGACAAACCCAUUGUUCAUUUAUCGUAUCUAACACAUUUAGCAUUGUUGAUUCUGUUAAGGGAAAGGGAGUUUCGGGUUAACUAUUCUCAGUUGAGCUUGGAUUUUACUCAAAUCGGUAUUUGUUGAAGAUUUUAUGAGAAUGAUGAGUUAUUUGUCACAUAAAUUGUGCAAAUUCAGUGGUUUUAAGUGUUGAAAUAGAUUUGUAUAAUGGGGAGGUUUCUCAGUGGAUUUGCUUUGCCUAUGCUUCUUUUGACAGCUGCUUUACUCAAUUGGAGUUUGAUGUCUCUGGUUGAUUUGUUAGCUUUUCUCUCGAUCCAGUAUGCUGCACCAAAAAAUGGUUUUCAAUCUCAAAGGCUAUCUCAGUUAUCAUGGUGCACGCUUAUCUUUUCUUCAUUGGCGGUUCUGUCACAUGCCAUAUUUCACAUCAUAUGGGCUGUCAAAGGGGACCAGUGGAGUGUUUCUGAUGCUCAAUGGGCCAAGUUAGUCGGUUUCCUAAGCAUUCACACUUGGAGUUUGCAAUAUGAAAUAUGUUUUAUGGUCAUCCAAAUAUCUGCAGCUUUUGUUGCUGUAAUUGGAAUCUCUGGUAGCAGAUCUUGUCUGGAUCUAUGGAAAGAUACGUGGUGGGGACAUCUGUAUUCUUUUGUUAUACAUAUAGGCUCGCGUCUCAGGGUUUUAUGCUGCUUAUUAUUGCCCUUUGUACAGCUGGUUGUGGGCAUUAGUCAUCCAUCUUGGGCAUCCUUACCAUUUUUCAUUUGCAGUUGUAUUGGACUCAUUAAGUGGUCUAUAACAAGCAAUUUCUUGGGCCUUCUCCAGUGGUGGAGGUAUCUUUUGUUGUAUUCGGGGUUGAAUAUUGUCCUGUUGUAUGCAUAUCAGCUUCCAAUUGAGUUUUCUGGGAUGAUUCAAUGUGUUGCUGGUUUCAUUGGUCUGUAUAAAAUAUCUGCAAAAUCAGAGUGGUCAGAAAUAUGUUCCUGUCUCUCACUUCUACUUUUCUACAUUAUGCUAUCUUGCAUUAGGAAUGAGCUUAUUGAGAUGGAUUUUAUCAUGUCCCCAAGAGAAAGCAGCUUGUCUGAGCGUCUGCUUCUCCGAGAGCAUUCAUUUUUUAUCUAUGAAUCAAGGUACAGUGUAAGGCACACCAAUGAUAUGUUGAGAGGCGAAGUUUUUCAGACUUUCAGUGUGAACUUUUUCACUUAUGGUUUCCCAAUUUUCUUGCUUUCUCUGUCAUUUUGGAGUUUCCAAUUUGCAAGUCUCUGUGCAUUUGGACUGCUUGCUCAUGUUGGCUACAUUAUUUCUGCCUUCCCUUCAUUGUUCCGCUUGCAUCAAUUAAAUGGUUUGCUUCUUAUCUUCAUUCUCUUAUGGGCUGCUACCACCUAUGUCUUCAAUGUGGCAUUUAUGUUCCUAAUUAAGAAAAUGUGGAAGGACACUGAAAUAUGGGAAACUCUGGGCUUAUGGCAUUACCCUAUUCCAGGACUCUAUCUACUUGCACAAUUUUGUCUUGGUGUCCUUGUAGCCUUGGGCAAUCUUGUCAACAACUCUGUUUUCUUGUACUUGUCUGAUGGGGAACGAGAAUCUUCAAGUGACCAUUUCAUAGUAGAAGAGAAUGAAGAAACCAAAGUAUUGAUUGUAGCUACAAUAGCAUGGGGACUGCGUAAAAGCUCUCGGGCUAUAACAUUGUUGCUGAUUUUUUUUAUUGCACUAAAACCUGGAAUCAUCCAUGCUGUAUAUAUGGCUUUCUUUCUAAUAUAUCUGUUAAGCCACAACAUCAGUUGGAAGAUACGCCAAUCAUUGAUAGUUCUAUGUGAGGCACAUUUUGCACUGUUGUACAUUCUUCAGCUUGAUCUAAUAUCUAAAGCCUUGGAACAGAAACACUCAUUUGCUAGAGAUAUCCUGUCACAAUUAGGUUUUCUUAGUGCUAGUUCGGGGGAUUUCUUAAAGAUAGCAACACUUGCAUGCUCCUGUGCGAUUCAUAAUCAUGGGUUUGAAAUGCUGUCCUCAUUUUCAGCAAUUUUGCAACAUUCUCCCUGCCCUCCAUUUGGUUUUAGCAUCUUGAGAGCCGGUUUGAUAAAAUCAGUUCUAUUAUCAGUUUUUACAUCAACAUCCAAACAGAGCCUUGACAAUAACACUUCUCAUGACAAAAGGAUAGUGUCAUAUCUGGAGGCUAUAGGGCUGAAGUUUCGUUCAGUGUAUCGAUCAUGUGGAACCUACAUUGCCUUUCUGACAAUUCUUUUCACCGUGUACCUGGUAAAACCUAAUUUUAUUUCAUUUGGCUACCUAUUCUUCCUUCUAUUAUGGAUGACCGGAAGACAGCUUAUCGGAAAGACCAAAAGACGCCUUUGGUUACCACUGAAAGUUUACGCAGUUUUAGUGUUUAUUCUCAUCUAUGGCUUCAGUGUCUUCUUCAGUUCUCAGAUAUGGUUGUUGAGGAUGGUUGAUGUGUCUUCUGUAUUUGGAUAUAACCCAGAAGCUUCCAUGUUGGAAAAUAUUUGGCAAUCCCUUGCUGUAUUAAUUGUGAUGCAAUUAUACAGCUAUGAGAGGAGACAGAGUAAAUUUCCUCAACCAAUUGAUGGUGAUGCACCAGAAAAAUGUUCCCUGUCCUUUGUGAAACGUCUUUUAAUUUUGCACAUUGAGAAGAUACUAGAUCUUGCCUUGUUUUAUGCAUCUCUCUGCCCUAUUGGUGCAUUUGGUUUUCUAUAUCUUUUUGGUUUGGCUGUUUGUUCAACAUUACCUAAGUCUUCUUGGAUCCCUUCAAAACUGUUUCUAGUUUAUUCAGGAUUUCUUGUAAUGUUCGAGUACCUUUUCCAAUUAUGGGGUGACUGUGCUGAAAUGUUACCUGGGCAAAACAACUAUUCUCUGUCACUUUUCUUGGGAUUGCAAUUCUAUAAGCCAGGUUUCUCUGGUCUAGAAUCAGGCUUGAGGGGAAAAAUUUUGGUUAUAGUUUCGUGUAUACUUCAGUACAAUGUCUUCAAUUGGUUGGAGAGAAUGCCAUGCAAUUUUGGAAAUGGAGGAAGAUGGGAAGAGCCUUGUACUUUGUUUGGCUUAGCAGAAGAAGCUCCAAGUGAAGCAACAAACCUAAAAAGCAAAACUAAACACCCUUUAGGUUCUGGCCACUUGAUAGAAAAAGAGACAGAAGAGAUAAAUCAUACAUGGCCAUCUUUUAGCAGUUUCAUAAUUCGAGGGCUGGAUGCGACAAGAGGCUUUGAAGACAGUAACCCUGAAAAUUAUUCAAAUGCUUGUGGAAGUUCCAAAGAGAACCAUAAGUGGAAUCGAAGGCGGAGCCAUAUCCUGAGAAAAGAAAGACUUCACCUGCAGAUGACUACUUUAAAAGCAUGUGUGAAAUUUUGGAUAGAGAAUAUAUUCAAUUUCUUUGGACUGGAGAUUAACAUGGUUGCAUUACUUCUUGCUAGCUUUGCUGUGCUUAAUUCCAUCUCCUUGCUGUAUGUCGCAUCACUUGCUGCUUGCAUCCUUUUGCCUCAGCAUAUCAUGCGAAAACUGUGGCCCAUAUUUGUCUUCUUGUUUGGUUCUGUUAUCAUCCUUGAAUACUUGGCCAUUUGGUUGAAUCAGUUAUCUUGGAAGCAACAUGAUGCAGGUGACACAUUAGUACCUUGUAAUGACUGUUGGAGAAGCUCUGAUAUUUACUAUGACCAUUGCAAAAAAUGCUGGCUAGGAAUUGUGGUUGAUGAUCCGCGAAUGCUCAUCAGCUACUAUGCAGUCUUCAUGCUUUCAUGCUUCAAAUACCGUGCUGACCGCUUGUCCAGUCUCUCAGCAUCAGAGACGUAUCAACAAAUGAUGUCUCAAUAUAAGAAUGCAUCACUGAAUGAUCUCUUAUUUGAAAGAAAAUUUCUGUGGACAUUUCUGGACUACCUGAAGCUUUAUAGUUAUUGCCACUUACUGGAUCUUGUUCUGACUUUGAUUUUAAUUACGGGAACUCUUGAAUUUGACAUUCUACACCUUGGAUACCUUGGUUUUGCUCUGGUUUUCUUUCGGAUGAGGCUUGAAAUUUUAAAAAAGAAUGAAAUUUUCAAGUUCUUACGGAUUUACAACUUUGCUGUAAUAGUCCUUUCUCUUGCUUAUCAAUCCCCUUUUGUUGGGGGUUCUUGCAAGGCAAAAUGCGAAAUGAUAGAUUACAUAAGUGAAAUAGUUGGAUUUUACAAAUAUGAUUAUGGAUUUCGAAUUACAUCAAGAUCAGCACUCGUGGAGAUUAUCAUAUUUAUGCUUAUAUCCUUACAAUCAUACAUGUUUUCAGCACAGGAGUUUGAUUAUGUAUCUGAAUAUCUUGAAGCAGAGCAGAUUGGUUCUAUAGUGCAGGAACAGGAGAAGAAGGCAGCUUGGAAGACUUCACAAUUGCAACAGAUACAAAAAUCUGAAGAGGAGAAGCAGUUGCGUAAUUUUCAAGUGGAAAAGUUGAAAUCAGAUUUGCUUAAUCUCCAAAUCCAGCUUCAGAACAUCAGCUUUACUGCAAAUUUUGGUAAUGCUUAUCAAAGUCAAGGAAAUAGGAUGAGAAAAUCCGUUAGUGCAGAUGCCAUUAACAAACUCGUAGACAAACUGGGAAUUGAUUUUAAGAAGCAAACUGUUGGUUUGAACUCUGAUUUUUUAUUUUCUUUUGAUGUGAAUGAAUCUCCUAGGAAUAAAAGCCCUGAAAGUCCAUCAGUGGCGCAUUCCAGAAAGCAUUCACUGGAAUUUACUGAUGGGAUCAUUGAGCUAACAGAUAAAGCUGCUACUUCAGAGUUUUGGGAUUCACAUGAAAGAGACGAAGACAAAUUCCAAGCCAAGAAAGCAUCACUAAUGUCAGCCGUAAAUUUGUUCAAUGAUGGAGUUAAUCAAGUGCAAUCUCUUAGUAAUAUGGCAGUAGCCAAUAUAGUGAGUUUCUUUAAUAUAAAAAAUGAACUAGAUCUAGGGGAUGAUUGUUCUGAUGAUGAGGUAUACUAUGAGACAGAGAAUGAGAACAUAGGGUGUGAACCUAUCGACUCAACAUUUUCAAUGCAAUCUGGUGAUCGGCUGACUACCUCUCAAGGUGCAUGUAUGCAAAUUGGGAUGAUCCUCCAUUACAUGUGGGCCCAAAUGCGAUCUAACAAUGAUGCUGUUUGUUACUGUUGCUUUGUUCUAAUAUUCAUGUGGAAUUUCAGUUUGUUUUCAAUGGUUUAUCCUGCAGUUCUUUUUCUUUAUGCUCUCUGUGUGAGUACUGGUCCAAAUAACAUGUUCUGGAUUAUUAUGCUGAUUUACACGGAGAUGGAUAUACUGCUUCAGUACAUAUAUCAGAUCAUCAUCCAACAUUGUGGGUUGACCUUCAAUAUGAGAGUGCUUCAGGAACUAGGAUUUCCUGAACAUAAAAUCACAUCAUCAUUUGUAAUCAGCAACUUACCUCUUUUUGUAGUGUAUUUGUUUACUCUCUUGCAGACCUCCAUAACUGCUAGAGAUAGUGAAUGGGCAACAAUUCCUGAAAACAGCUUUCGGAAAAGAAGAAACAAGUGCCAAAAAGAGGCUAUUAAGGAUUGCUGGAUGAUAAUAGAGAGUCUGCAUUUGUCUGCCAAAUCUUUUGUGGAACAAUUGAUUAGCAGCCUUUACAGGUAUUGGAAAUCUCUGACGCAGGGAGCAGAAACUCCACCCUUCUUUGUCCAGUUGUCUAUGAAAGUUGAUUUGUGGCCUAGGGAUGGCAUUCAGCCUGAAAGAAUCAAAUCAGGAAUAAACAAAAUGCUUAAGAUCAUGCAUGAUAAAAGAUGCCAGGACAUGGGCUCAAACCAUUUCCAUUCAAUCAGUAGAGUUCGUGUUCAAAGCAUUGAGAGGAGUCCGGAAAAUGAAAAUGUUGCUCUGGCUGUUCUUGAAGUGUUACAUGCCUCUCCUUUGAAAGAAUGUUCUGAAGGAGGAUUUUAUAAAUCACUAACUCCAGCAGCUGAUGUAGCUUAUGAGAUUCUAGAAGCUGAACGUAAUGGUGUUGUUAACGAAAUAGGAUUCCCUUACCCAAUUCUCUCAGUGAUUGGUGGAGGAAAGAAACAUAUUGAUCUCUAUGCUUACACAUUUUGUGCUGAUUUGGCUGUUUUUUUCUUGGUGGCCAUUUUCUAUCAAUCAAUCAUGAAAAACAACAUUGAAUUCCUCGAAGUUUAUCAGCUUGAAGAUCAAUUCCCGAAAGAGUUUGUAUUUAUCUUAAUGGUGAUCUUUUUCUUGAUAGUGGUUGAUCGUAUAAUAUACCUUUGUUCAUUUGCCACUGGAAAAGUCAUCUUCUAUUUUAUCAAUUUUUUUCUCUUCACAUACUCAAUCGCAAAUUAUGCUUCCCACAUUGAUCUACAACACAGGCAUGCUGCAAGAUAUGCACUCCGUGCUAUCUAUUUCACCAAGGCAAUUUCUCUAGCUCUGCAAGCUGUACAAAUAAGAUUUGGGAUCCCACACAAAAGCACUUUAUAUAGGCAGUUUUUGACAAGUAGCAUUUCACAAAUUAACUAUUUGGGUUUCCGACUUUAUCGUGCUCUGCCAUUUCUUUAUGAAUUGCGAUGUGUGCUUGAUUGGUCGUGCACCACUACAUCUUUGACCAUGUAUGACUGGCUGAAGUUGGAAGACAUUCAUGCCAGCUUGUUUCUUGUCAAAUGUGACGCGGAUCUGAAUAAAGCAAAACAUCGACAAGGAGAGAAGCAAUCGAAAACAACUAAAUUUUGCAAUGGGAUAUGCUUUUUCUUCAUAUUGUUGUGUGUUAUAUGGGCUCCCAUGCUGAUGUACAGUAGUGGUAACCCCACAAAUAUUGCUAAUCCUAUUAAAGAAGCCAGUAUCCGGAUUGAUAUAAGAACAACUAGUGGACGGCUUACAUUAUUUGAGACAACACUCUGUGAAAAGUUCUCAUGGAAUGGAAUAGGUUCACAUGUUGAUCUUGAUCCUCAAGGUUAUUUACGUGCAUAUGAUGAGAAGGACGUUCAAUUGAUAUGCUGCCAAGCUGAUGGUAGCUCCUUGUGGCUGGUUCCACCAGUAGUCCAGGACAGAUACAUGAAUUCCCUCAGGUGGAGCAUGGACGUAAUCUUUUCUUGGCAGUUAACAAGGGAUCGUCCCAAAGGAAAGGAAGUUGUGAGAUAUGACUUGAUAGUUCAAGAUGAGGAUCUUCCAACAUAUUCAGAAGUAAUGGCAGUGCUAAAUGGUACUACCAGUAGCUUCAGGAUACAUAACGUUUAUCCAAGAUACUUCAGGGUUACUGGAUCUGGUGAAGUGCGGAUUUUGGAAGAGUUGGUAGAUCUGGUUAGUGGGGAUCUUGUUCUCAAUCGUGGGAAUCUAGAAUGGUGGUCUUUCCAUGAUAUUGAUGCUGCAUCUGUAUGUGGUCAGAUUGCAGGUCCUAUGGCUAUAAUUGUUUCUGAGGAAACACCACAGGGUAUUCUUGGUGAAACACUAAGUAAGUUCAGUAUCUGGGGUCUCUACAUUACUUUUGUGCUUGCGGUUGGCCGUUUUAUCAGACUACAAUUUUCUGACCUAAGAAUGAGAAUACCAUUUGAGAAUCUUCCUUCUUGUGACAGGUUAUUGUCAAUAUGUGAGGAUAUUUAUGCAGCAAGAGAAGAGGGUGAGCUGGAAGUUGAAGAGGUCCUAUAUUGGACACUGGUGAAAAUUUAUCGCUCUUCACACAUGCUGCUUGAAUAUACCAAGCCGGAUUAAUUCAUUGCCAGGUGUGAUCUUUGUUCAACUUGCCACUCUGCCUAGCAUAAGCUCUAUAUUGAGACUGGAAAAGAUCUCCAACGGAUUAUUGACAGAAAAGUUUGAGAAUUCAUUCGGCACUGAUGCACAUCUGUUUAUCGAAGCGGUGAUCACAAUCAUUUUGUUCUUGUUUCCCUGGAGGAUUUCCUAUACUUCGGUGAAGGCUAAUGAGCACAAAAAUGUUGUAGGCAAUUAAAAAGAAAACAGUGGAUCUAUGCUAAUUUGCAUGGAAAGGAGCUUCUGCUGCUCAUACAGUGAAACUUGAUGUGAUUCAAUUUGUAAAGUUGCAUGUUCUUGCUCGAGCAAAUUGUAUAGAUUUAUGCCUUUUCUUCCUCACAAAAAAAAAAAA
Messenger RNA from Jatropha curcas, 8233 nucleotides. The record is from RefSeq and is a predicted model, not a curated record. Lineage: Eukaryota; Viridiplantae; Streptophyta; Magnoliopsida; Malpighiales; Euphorbiaceae.